AUGCAAGAAAUAGAUCCUCGGGCGCACAAAACUGUCAGCAUCGUGCGCAUGUCCUUCCAGCCCGCUCACAAGGACAAAAUAGAAGCUUCCGAGGAAUGGUUCACUGCAACGGAUAAGCUCAAGCAAGAGCCUGAUAUAGCCUUUGUCACCAAGGGACAGGCAAUCGACGACGAACUCAACAUCGCCCUUUUCAUCUCCUGGGACUAUGCUGCAAAACCAUCGGCCAGCUUCUUGUCGGGAAAUAUCCAUCACAUCUUUUCGCCCCUCGACAACUUCCUUGCAAAAAAGCCCCGCUUGAUGUGUAACCUCUAUUGCACUCAUCCAGGACAGUCCACUCAUUCAUUCACAACAAGCCGGUCGGGUUACGCAAACAUGAGAGAGAUGAUGAUGGUGCGCGGGCCAGUUAAUGUGAUCGAGGCAGCGAUGGUGAAGAUAAGCGAAGAGACCAGCAAUUAUUUGGACGCUUUGGGCGUUGGAACGGACUUUUACGAUCUAUACUUUUCUGAAAAAUCUCUUUGGGGCAUAGGUGCACUCUAUCGUGUGAGGAACGAAAAUGGCAAUGAAGAGUCAAGUGGCGAGGAGCACGCCGAUUGUGCUACCUUUGCCUUCUCCCUUCUAUGGUUCAGCCCCUCAAGGCGAGCCGAGUUCCAAGACCCCAACAUCCCUGAUAGCGCGAUACCGCCUGUCUUUCAAGAAUUCUUAUGGCAGCAACUGGUGGCAAGAAAAGUGAUCAAGCCGCUAGAGGAGGUUGGUGCCACCGUUUCAUCAUGGACUUAUCACAAGGGAGAAAUUGCCCGUGACCGGAAGGGAAAGGGAAGACUAGUUAUAAGCAAGUUUAAAAGCUGGCUAGAGUUUGGAUACAUGGACGAUGUCUCGCUUGCUGAGUUUGAGAGGCAAUUGGCAGAAAAGGACCACCAAAGCGAUUCGCACAGUUAG
Trichoderma gamsii is the source of this 936-nucleotide messenger RNA. RefSeq lists its product as hypothetical. The coding region runs from base 1 to 936 and encodes 311 amino acids. The transcript has a single exon. The record is from RefSeq and is a predicted model, not a curated record. NCBI's taxonomy places the organism in Eukaryota, Fungi, Ascomycota, Sordariomycetes, Hypocreales, Hypocreaceae.